Messenger RNA from Paramisgurnus dabryanus, 3532 nucleotides. RefSeq names its product Rho GTPase activating protein 18 (gene arhgap18). Lineage: Eukaryota; Metazoa; Chordata; Actinopteri; Cypriniformes; Cobitidae. Gene Ontology annotation, cellular component: cytoplasm. Gene Ontology annotation, biological process: signal transduction; regulation of actin filament polymerization; regulation of small GTPase mediated signal transduction. Gene Ontology annotation, molecular function: GTPase activator activity. The record is from RefSeq and is a predicted model, not a curated record.
UGAUCAGCAGCAGUAGUUCACGUGAAACUUUUAAGAAUAAUGCGGCGCUGAAAUCAACAUGAGUCGCGAUCAGGGUGUUGUGUUAACCGCCUUCAUCAGCAACACUGAACUCGCCGUCAGCUGUACGGAACAAACAGAUGGUUCGGGACUAAGGAUGAGCUUCAUGAGAUCUUCUCUAGACUGGACAUUUUGAUUGCUAACAACAUGAUUAACCACUGUUUGCCGAACUCCUUUAUGAAUUCUGCAAACUGGAGCAGUUCUUCUGUUCGUAAAACCGGUCAGUACAAUGUCCAGAGGUCCAAAGCCCAUGCUGCGUCUUUGGGUUCGAGGUCGGGGAAGAACCCGUACCAGCGCUGCAACUCUCAAGAGUCUCUGGAUGAGAAGGUCAUGGUGGACUACUACAAAGAGCUGGAGAUCAUUCAGCACAGUGGAGAUGCUGAGCAUCACGAGGAGGUUCAGCUGAAGGUGGCUGAUGAAGGCGAGCAGGAAGAGGCGUGGCUUACGGAGGCGGGGCUAGCGACACUGUUUGACGAGUCUGCGUCUGAUGGUGAAGAUAGCAUGGUUUUGUUGUCCACGCUGACCCGAACGCAAGCGGCUGCCGUAGAGAGGCGUGUGGAAACUCUUAGACAGACACUACGCAAACGAAACAAAACCUACAGCGUCCCGGAUGUUCGAGAUAUCUUUAAACCAUUGUCCUCUUCAGAUGAUGUGACGUCUACAGAGAGAAGUGCGAGUGAUAAACAGGAAGUCCAAAAACUGGAAAAUGGGGCAGGGCCUAACGCUCAGGGGGGCGGAGCUGAGACCGAAACGGACAUUAACCUGGAGGUGUCGUUCUCUGAACAAGCACUUAUCUACAAAGAAGGAUUGAAGGUCGUUCAGCCCCUGCUUGAAGCUGACGACAAGUUACCUGAUUUUAAAGUGUCUCAGGAUAAGACGGGCCAGACGAGAGCUGGAGAUCUGUCGGCUGAGGACAUGAAGAAAGUUCGUAGGCUUGUGGUCAUUGAGAUGAGCGCUCUGUUUGACACCUGUGGAAUAGAGCUGAAAACUCAUAAAGCACUGAAGAUCAGAGUCAGAGAGUCGGGUUUGUUCGGUGUUCCUUUGUCUACUCUGUUGGAACAAGACCAGCGGAGAAUCCCCGCAACUAAAGUGCCUCUUAUACUUCAACAUUUGAUCUCACAUAUAGAAGAACAGGGUUUAGACACAGAGGGUGUACUAAGGAUACCUGGAUCAGCCACAAGAGUAAAGGCAGUGUGUCAGGAACUGGAACAGAAGUUUUAUAAUGGGACAUUUCCAUGGGAAAGUCUUAAACAGCACGAUGCUGCCAGUCUCCUGAAACUCUUCAUCAGAGAGCUGCCAUCUCCUCUGCUCACUGUGGAAAACUUUAAUGCGUUCAUCUCUGUUCUCAAGCUGCCAACAAAGAAGCAGCAGCUACAAGCCCUCAAUCUACUGGUGCUCCUGUUACCAGAACCCAACAGAGACACACUAAAGGCUCUGAUGGAGUUUUUCCAGAGAGUGAAUGAUCACAAGGACAAGAAUAAGAUGACACUGAACAAUGUUGCCGUAGUGAUGGCUCCCAACAUCUUCAUGUGUAAAGGCUUUCGCAGUAAGAUCAGAGAACAGGAAGAGUUUGCCAUGGCAACCGGCACCGCCAACAUCGUCAGGCUUCUUAUACGCUACCAGAACCUGCUGUGGACGAUCCCCAAGUUCAUUCUGAAUCAGGUGCGCAGACAGAACACUGAGAACCAACGGAAGAUGAACAGAGACCGAGCGGUUAAAAAACUACUGAGGAAGAUGACCCAUGACCGUGAGAAGGCACCUGACAAACAGGAGAAAAACACUGAGACUGACGGAUUCAUACGGAUUCAAGCUCCUCAGUUCAAAAUGGUUUCUAUGGCUGUACAGUUAACAGAUCAUCUAAAGGCCUCUGAUGUUCUCACGCGAUUUCUACAUCAGGAGAGGUCUUUGUCUGUGAAAAGAGAAGAUCUGUGUUUAUUUGAGACAGGAGGAAACAUCAAGGAGAGAUGUUUAGAUGAAGAGACGUAUAUCGCAGCUCUACUAGAGCUCAAUCCCAGUGCUGAGUGGGUCAUAAAAUCGGUUCAACAUGGCCUGGGCUGAAAUCUGCCAAAUCAACCAAUCACAUCGCACGAUUUAGAGAGGAGGACAGGGAAACAGCAGCUCUCUCAUCAUCAUCGUCAUAUACUGUAGUGGAUUCAGAUUGAAUAUAUCUGCAUAUUUCCCUCAUGCAGCAGUAGAUGAGAUGAUAUUUAAUCCAUCAAUUACACACAAAUAAUUCUUAUUUAGAUAUUUUGUAAUCUGCCAGUAGAAGCCAAAGGAAGGUCAAAGUGUUUCCCGGUUUAAUCACAUUUGGCACUUGGUCAUCUAAUUUCAUGUGUUUUAACUGCUGAUGAAAACACAAAUGUUCAUCUCGUGAUGUACCAAUCUCAUUUUGUAUCAAGAAAAUUGAGUUCACUGACAAUUAAACCUAGCUAUAGUGGAGAAAUGAUCUCAUUUUUAUUACUUUACUACUUCUGGACAUUUUAGUUCUUGCCCCCUGUUGGUUAAAGAGAGAACAGCAGACAGAUCUGUGCCUAUGAGAGAGCAGAUUUAAAGGGAUAGUUAACCCAAAAAUGAAAAUUCUCUAACCAAACCAUUUGUGGACACCAUUUACUUCCAUAGUAAGAAAAAAGAAUACUAUGGAAGUAAAUUGGGUCCACGAAUGGUUUGGUUAAAAACAUUUCUUAAAAUAUCUUUGUUUGUGUUCAUCAGAAAAACGAAAUUUAUACGGGUUUGUAACAACAUUAGAGUGAGUAAAUUUUAUUUUUGGGUGAACUAUCCCUUUAAACAUGAGCUUAGUUGGUUAAAUACAAAGUUAGAUGUGUUUCAUGAUGGACAUCGAGAUACUGAACAUUUUACAAUUUAAACAGUUUUUCACAGUAUUAAGAAUGAGAUUUUUUGGAAUGUCAUGAAAUGCACAGUGCAAAAUGUUUUGCUCUUAAAAUUAGCCACUUUUCAGUUUUUACUUUUUUUUCAGUAAAUAUAGACUAUAUAUUAUUUUUGUAAGUAAAAUAAAAUCUGCCUUUUUAAGGACCCACAAAUCUGCUUUAAUUUUUUUUAAGCAAUUUUUCAUCAUAUAUGUAAUAACGGUCUCGACUAAACACUCCAUUUAUAUUUUAUAUGUCCUUUUACUAAUAAACUGAUUAGCUGUUCACUUAAGAUGGUGAAUGUACAGUUUUCUGUUUUACAGCAUUUAGGAAAAUAAUGCCGCUAUUUGUUGAGAGAAACUGUUUGUUCUUACAUGAAGCCUUCAGACACUCAAAUGAUCCUAGAACCGUUAAAGGGUUUAUGACAGAAAUCACUUUAGUGGAUGGAGACGUGCACUUAACCUGAACUUACAGUGAUGUAGAUGAUUAUUGAUUUUUAUUGUGCUAAAAACUGUGAAUAUGGCAGAGAAUGACUUGUUGUAUGUUUUAAUGCUUCAAAAUAACCACUGUUCAUAAAGGUUUGCUUUUUUAAAUAAAAAGUCAAUUCUUUA